Callorhinchus milii (elephant shark) is the source of this 2790-nucleotide messenger RNA. It is a transcript of the gene otulinb, whose product is annotated as OTU deubiquitinase with linear linkage specificity b. Gene Ontology annotation, cellular component: cytoplasm. Gene Ontology annotation, biological process: protein linear deubiquitination. The coding region runs from base 27 to 992 and encodes 321 amino acids. Gene Ontology annotation, molecular function: cysteine-type deubiquitinase activity. NCBI's taxonomy places the organism in Eukaryota, Metazoa, Chordata, Chondrichthyes, Chimaeriformes, Callorhinchidae. The transcript has 7 exons. The record is from RefSeq and is a predicted model, not a curated record.
AAGAAAAAGCCCAAUCUGUGAGACAAAUGGUCUCCUGGAUCAUAAGAUAUGCCUGGAAAAAACUGCAGAAUCCAGUCGUGGUUGGCCUAGCAGCAUUAUUGGCGAGCUCCUGGUUUAUCAGGACGCCUUACAAUUGGGUAGGACAUCUUCUAAAAUGGUCAUUUAGGAUUUCAGAAAAAGAAAAUAAAGCUGUAGGGCCAUUAAUUGACCUUUUAGAAUAUGGAAAGCGAGAAUGGAGAGGAGAAACCAAGGAGGCUGAGAAGAUGAGACAGGCUUACAAAGCAGUUUACAUGGACCAUCACUUUAAACACAUAAGAAGAAUCCGUGGAGAUAACUAUUGUGCACUGAGAGCAACUUUAUUUCAGAUACUGAGCCAAGGCAUUCCUUUCCCAACAUGGAUGAAAGAGCAGGAUAUAGCCAAGUUUCCCGAAAAGGUAUAUUCACAAGGCUGCAACUGGGUACAGCAAUACAGUUUUGGACCUGAGAAAUACACUGGCGAAAAUGUAUUUGGAAAACUACGCAAAAACCUGGAAACCUUAAAAGUACAGUGGAUCACCAUUUCUGCAAUUAAAGACCAGGAGAAAAGGGUGGAAAUGUGUAUCAAUCUAUUCAAUGAUCAGAAGAAGGAAUAUAUGAUGUUUGAAGCCAUGAAAUUCCUCAUGUUAUAUGCUGUUGUGGGGCUUUUUGAGGAGCUAAAAGACGACCAAGACGUUCCCAACUUUUGUUCAUUUUUCUUUGCUCGUGAUACCUCAUUUGAUCCCUUAAGCUUCAUGUUGAACCACUUGAACUAUGUGGGUGACACUGGUGGACUAGAGCAGCUUGAAAUGUUCCUUCUCGGAUUCACGCUUGAUUUGAAGAUCUCUGCCUUCAGACUGUACAAGUAUGGCACUGAAGAAUUUCAUCCGUGUUAUCCUGAGGAUCAUUGUAGGAACUGGCCUGAGAUUUGCAUUAUAACCGAGGAUGACAGGCAUUACAAUGUGCCUAUUGCAUAAAGCUGAUCUAGCUAUAUAGAAAACUAUGAUUACGAGGAAGCAUUUUGUCUAUACUGUAAAUAUCUUUGUUGGGUAUUUAUAAUUGGUUUAGUGCAACUAUGCUAAUUAUUGCAAACAAACUUUGUGACAUCAAGUUUUUUUAUUACUUUAAUUAUGCAUUCCAUUCAACCUUUUUUUAAAAACCUAUUUAUGUAGUUUGUCAAGAUACAAAAAUCAGUAUAAUUAUAAAAUGUAAGUAAGCAGGCCAGGUUACUUUGGAACUGGAAAAUUUCACAACCAACAAUCCUGAUUCCACAAACACCUGCAAAAUCCAGUAUUUGUUUGUUCCCAAACAAAAGAAAAAGACCUAAAGACAAUAGUAAUGAAACUCCUUCUCUCUGACUGAUUCUGUGGUACAGAAAGGGAUUUUGUGUCAAAUUGUCUGCUUGCGUUAUUGUAGUCAGGAAACUGAGUCAGGAGGGGCCACAGGGUCUAAUCCACUGUUGAUAACAGCCCAACUACUCUGGCUUAUUGGGUAGACUUAGAGGGGCAGACCAUUUACUGGGAGCAGAGAUUCUUCCCACUCAGCUUCUAUUAACCUGCAAGCCAAAGCCCUAAUGGGUGGAGUAGCCUUAGCUGGACAAGCAUCUGGAAGCAUGUCAGUGUAUGCAAUUUAACAUGUGUUUUAUUUAAAGUUAAACUUGUUUUUGGUCAGUCAGACAUUAAUACUUGCAAACCCAUCAUCAUGUUUAAGAGUAUGGUGAUGAAUUUCUGCGUCUGUCAAACAACACCCACCUGACCCAAACAUUUAUGCCAGCUACGAAUUGAAAUUUUCAUGCAUCUCGGAUGGAAUGCACACUCUUCUGGAGCGAUGCACCCUGCUUACUGCAUUUCAGUUAGUAAGAGCCAAGGCUUGGAACUCUUCAUUGGUGCACUGCUGGAGCUUAAUUAACUUGCCAUUGAGAGCAGUAUCUGGCAAGCUUCCCACUACUUAUCCAGCUAGAAAUGCAAACAAGUGGUUUUGGUUUGCAGGGUUAACUGAGCCGAAUGGGAAUAAUCCCUGAUCCCAAUCUACCUACCCCAAUCCUGGCUGGUCUAUUAUCAGUAGAGCGUUGAAGUACUACAGAUCCACCUAAAUCAGAAACUAAACUACCGAGACUGUCCGUAUCAAGUCAACACUCGGUGACAUUCUGUUACAAGCAUAUUACCUUGGAGCCAGCUCAACCUCGAGUAGACCUUCCUUAUUUUUCUUCUGGCCUUGAAAGAGGCUGAUAUUUUAAUUUAAGAUGGGCUGAAAUUAGGAACGAGUAGACUGAAAAGCAUUUCAAAAUGGCAUUAUGCCUUUUAUCAUGUACGUAUCUUUUUCUUUAAUAUACACAUACUGAGCUAGUGGCCUUUAAUCUUGAAUGUUGCGUGUUUUUAUGUACAUUUUGACUUCAUUUGGUUUAAAGCCCUUUUUGCUUUAUGUAGUAUUACAUUUGAAUUGGUUCACACGUUUAGUAUUUUAAAACUGUAGAUUUUCCUGGUUAAGAAUAAAGGUUUUUUUCAAUCUAUGCAGGUGUACUGGUUCUUUCCUUGCUUGUAUCUGAAUUUUACAAUGUCUCGGUGGAAGAAGGGAGAGUGUUUUCUAUUGAUCUGUAAAUUUGUGUCAGUUUAGCUUAGGUGGUAGCACUCUUAUCUCUGGGUCAGAAAGUUGUGGGUUUAGUCCUAAGUUGGGUCUUUAAAUUUAUGGUCUAGCCUGACAGUUCAUGGUAGUUUUGUUGAAAGUGCUAACCUUUUGAUGAGAUGUUAAAUCAAGGUCCUAUCUUCCUGUUCAGGU